GUGCCUGGCCUGUUUUUUCUCACUGCCAGUACCUCUUGUAUUCCAAUUCCAAACAUGGUAUCCAUCUGGGGUCACCCUUUCUUCCGGUGCCAAGACAGGCACAUUCCAAAUGGAACACAAGUGUGCCUCCUGCGCCGGGCUCUCCUCACUCUGUGUGGGGAAAACACAGAGCAGGAUGUGGCCCUUUAUCAUCGCUCGCUGCUGAAGUUUUCAGGCCCAUCGUCCUGUCCUUUCCUCGGGACAAUUUAGGUUUUCUGCUAAGAGCCAAAUGUGAAGACUGGCCUGACAUCUGGAGCCCAGGAAGCUCGCCAGAGCUCUGCCGGGAGGGCCAGCACCCUGCAGAGGGGGAGAGGAUAACAAGUUUCAAACUUCUCCACGAAGUGGCUAUGUUCUGCCUUUCAUUCCCAAAGCUACCAGAAACAUUACUCCUAGGAAAGGUGGCGUCAAUGGUGAGAAGCCAGAGGUGAGAAGGCACCUAGGAGGACAGACUGCUGCUUUUCCUGAGUUUCCUAUGUGGGACACUUGAGCCUGGCAAGGCUUUGAGACGCCCCAAAGAUGAGCGCCAACAGCAGCACACUGGGCCAGCAUCUCUUGCAGGGGCCGGUGUGCACUGGCUGGAAGCAGAAUGUGGAAGGGGCUCUCUACCACCUGGCUAACUGCAUCUUGCUCCUGGGCUUCAUGGGGGGCAGUGGAGUAUAUGGAUGCUUCUAUUUCUUUGGCUUCCUGGGCACUGGCUUCAUGUGCUGUGUACUGUGGGGCUGGUUCAAUGCCUGUGGCCUGGACAUUGUCAUCUGGAACUUCCUGCUAGCAACGGCCUGCCUGCUCCAGCUGGCCCACCUGGUCCACCGCCUGCGCAAGGACACCCUCCCUGAGGAGUUCCAUCUCCUCUACAAGACGCUGUGUCUGCCCCUGCGUGUGCCCCUGCAGGCGUACAAGGAGAUUGUUCGCUGCUGCCAGGAGCAGGUCUUAACUCUGGCCGUGGAGCAGACCUAUGCUGUGGAGGGCGAGACGCCCAUCAACCGCCUGUCCCUGCUGCUCUCUGGCCGGGUUCGUGUGAGCCAGGAUGGGCAGUUUCUGCAUUACAUCUUUCCUUACCAGUUCAUGGACUCUCCUGAGUGGGAAUCACUGCAGCCCUCUGAGGAGGGGGUGUUCCAGGUUACUCUGACUGCUGAGACCACAUGCAGCUACAUUUCCUGGCCCCGGAAAAGUCUCCACCUUCUUCUGGCCAAAGAGAGAUAUAUCUCCUGCCUCUUCUCAGCCCUGCUGGGCUAUGACAUCUCUGAAAAGCUCUACGCUCUCAAUGAAAAGCUCUUUGCCAAGUUUGGGCUGUGCUUCGACAUCCGUCUCCCCAGCCUCUACCACGUCCUGGGGUCUGCUGCUUCAGAUGCAGGGCCAGAGUCUGAGAAGGAGGACGAGGAAGUCCACGAGCCAGCUGCAUCCCCUCCUCAGGCCAUGCCCACACCUGUCCAGCAAACACCCCCUUGCUCUCCCCCGCCAGCUGCCACCAGCCCUCCUGCGCGCCUUUCCAGGGCCGGGAUGUCCCGGCCAGACAGUGGCGUCCUGGGUGAGGACUCCACCAGUCUGGUGCUGGAGGAUUUUGAGGAGGUGUCAGGAUCAGAAUCGUUCAUGGAUUAUAGGAGUGAUGGGGAGUACAUGAGGUGAGGGGAGAACUAAUAUGGGCACAGCCACUGGUUGGAGAUCCUGUGUGAGUACUCAGAAGGCAGCUGUCACACCUUCCUGCCAACAGGUGGCCUUAACUCAGCUUGUAAGGGCAAAAAUAGCAUUUCAGGAAGCCUGUCCUCUCAGACUGCCGGAAAGUGUCAUGAACCCAACCUUGCCUAUAGCAACUCACUGCGCUGCAGGCACGAGGGGAUUUCUAACUCGUUCCUUAUUCAGUGUGAUUGCAUUUUGGAAAGUGGGCUGGUUGACAUUCUGAGCAAGCAGACAGUUUGCUAAAUAUUUUGCAAGACUAUGCUGAUAGCUAAAGGGGAUUUUAUUUGUAGCAUGCAUUUUGUGCUGUUAGGUUUCUAUGAUACCCCUAUCAGGUUAAAAAAAGUUCUAUUCCUAAUUUGCU
This is a messenger RNA of Molossus molossus (Pallas's mastiff bat), 2074 nucleotides long. It is a transcript of the gene POPDC2, whose product is annotated as popeye domain containing 2. The transcript has 3 exons. The record is from RefSeq and is a predicted model, not a curated record. Gene Ontology annotation, cellular component: sarcolemma. The coding region runs from base 556 to 1662 and encodes 368 amino acids. Gene Ontology annotation, molecular function: cAMP binding. NCBI's taxonomy places the organism in Eukaryota, Metazoa, Chordata, Mammalia, Chiroptera, Molossidae.